Messenger RNA from Phyllostomus hastatus (greater spear-nosed bat), 615 nucleotides. It is a transcript of the gene IFNK, whose product is annotated as interferon kappa. The coding region runs from base 1 to 615 and encodes 204 amino acids. The transcript has a single exon. Gene Ontology annotation, cellular component: extracellular region. NCBI's taxonomy places the organism in Eukaryota, Metazoa, Chordata, Mammalia, Chiroptera, Phyllostomidae. Gene Ontology annotation, molecular function: type I interferon receptor binding; cytokine activity. The record is from RefSeq and is a predicted model, not a curated record. Gene Ontology annotation, biological process: T cell activation involved in immune response; B cell proliferation; adaptive immune response.
AUGAACACCAAGCCUGACGUGAUUCAAAAGUGUGUGUGCCUUGUGGGUCUAUUCAUCACCGGCACCCUCUCUGUGGACUGUAACUCACUGCAUGUUCACCUGCGUAGAGUCAUCUGGAAAAAUCUGAGACUUUUGAGCACUGUGAGCAAUUCAUUUCCUGUGGCGUGUCGAAGAGAAAACAAAGCUUUUGAGUUGCCCCAAGAUAUCCUGUCAUACACCCAGCCUCUGAAAAGAGGCAUCAAAGAAGCUUUUUAUGAAAUGUCCAUGUUGGCCUUCAAUAUCUUCACUCCAUCCACCUUCCAACCAACUUGGGAAGAGAAACACCUGAAGAAAAUCCAAAUUGGACUUGAUAAGCAAUUGCAGUAUCUAGAGCGAUGCUUGGAGGAAGAGAAGGAAAAUGAAGACAAGAAAGAGGUGGAAGAGGAUGAGAAGAAACACCCAGGAGCUUUGGUACUCCAGCUGAACCACCUAGAACUGAGGAGGUAUUUCCACAGGAUAGGCAGUUUUUUGAAAGACAAGAAAUAUAGUCACUGUGCCUGGGAGAUUGUCCGAGUAGAAAUCAGGAGAUGUUUCUACUACUUUCAGAAAUUCACAGCACUACUCAGGAGAAAAUAA